This is a messenger RNA of Entelurus aequoreus (snake pipefish), 2351 nucleotides long. RefSeq names its product gastrula zinc finger protein XlCGF57.1-like. Gene Ontology annotation, biological process: regulation of transcription by RNA polymerase II. The transcript is spliced from 4 exons. Bases 180 to 530 code for a protein of 116 amino acids. NCBI's taxonomy places the organism in Eukaryota, Metazoa, Chordata, Actinopteri, Syngnathiformes, Syngnathidae. The record is from RefSeq and is a predicted model, not a curated record. Gene Ontology annotation, molecular function: DNA-binding transcription factor activity; RNA polymerase II cis-regulatory region sequence-specific DNA binding.
UGUACCGCCAAGAUGGUGGACUGCGCGGCUGUUGUUUCCUGGAGAUGUUUACGAUCUAACAGCUAUAAAGAUUCACGACAAAUAUAGCUGGACAUAUCUCAAAGGUGAAUAUUUUAUAAUUGUUUUAGUUUGGAGCGAUGGAAUGUUACCUGAAGUGAAGAUUGAAGACGUGAUAGAAGAUGGACGACUACUGCUAUGCUAAAAUGGCGACGAUAAAGACGAACGAUGAAGACGUCCAGCAGCUGAUUGGUCAUUCAGAAGAACUUUCCACUCAGUCGGAGGAGGGUCCAUAUCCCCCCCACAUGAAAAAGGAAGAGGAGGAUCUCUGCAUCACUCCAGAGGGAGAGUGUCUUCUCGGCCAGGAUGAAGCUGAUCUCACCAAGUUGCCACUGACUGGUGGCUCUGUGAAGACCGAAGAUGAUGAAGAGAAACCACAACCAGACAAACUCCUGGCUCCACUAUCAGCUCCACUUGUCGAGUACCAGCCCAAGUCCUGUGUACAUGGAUCCAUCCUUUUGGCAAGGCACUAAAUGAAUGUCCAUGAAACACUACACACACAUGCAGUACAUACAAGAAGACGUCCAGCAGCUGAUUGGUCAUCCAGGAAAACUUCCUCCUCAGUCACAGGGGCGGAGCUCUACUUUGAAGCGAGAGAAUCCACGGCCACCCCACAUUAAAGAGGAAAAGAAGGAACUUUGGAUAACUCAGGAGGAAGCUGAUCUCACCAAGUUGCCACUGACUGUUGUCUCCGUGAAGACUGAAGAUGAUGAAGGGAAACCACAACCAGACCACCUCUCAGCUCCACUGUCAGAUAGCGGAGCUGAAGACGGGGAUGAAGAACUUUUAAGCAGCGAUACAGACUGUGAAGGUGAUAUGAGGACUCAAACUGACAACAAACACUCUAAUUGCUCUAAAAAGAAGACGGGUAAAACAUGUUUGAGCUGCUCAGUUUGUGCUAAACGCUUUUCUAAAAAGAGCAAUUUGACUGUACACAUGAGGACACACACGGGUGAAAAACCAUUUAGUUGUUCAGUUUGUGGCAAAAACUUUUCUAAAAAGUGCCAUUUGAGUGAACACAUGAGAACACACACGGGAGAAAAACCAUUCAAUUGUUCAGUUUGCGUUAAAAGCUUUACUAAAAAGUGCCAUUUGACUGAACACAUGAAAACGCACACUGGAGAAAAACCGUUUAACUGCUCCGUCUGCGGUAAAAGCUUUUCCACAAAGACCCAUUUGAGUGAGCACAUGAGAACACACACAGGAGAAAAACCAUUUAACUGUUCAGUUUGCGGUAAAAGCUAUACUAAGAAGUGCCAUUUGACUGAACACAAGAGAACACACACUGGAGAAAAUUCAUUUGAUUGUUCAGUUUGUGGUAAAAGCAUUACUCUCAAGAGCAAUUUGACUCAACACAUGAGAAUACACACCGGAGAAAAACCCUUUAAUUGUCUAGUUUGUGGUAAAAGCUUUUAUCUAAAGGGCAGUUUAACCCGACAUAUGAGAAAGCACACUAGAGAAAAACUAUUUAAUUGUUCAACAUCUAGUAAGAGCUUUGUUACCAAGACCCAUUUGACGGAACACAAGAGAACGCACACAGGAGGAAAAACAUUCAAUUGUCUCGUUUGUGGUAAAAGUUUUUCUCGAAAGAACAGAUUGACCGAACACAGCAGAAGACACACAGGAGAAAAAAUUGGUUGCUCAGUUUGUGGUAAAACCUUUUUAUCCAGACAUGGCUGGACUCAACACAGAAUGACGCAUUCUGGAGAAAAAACAUUUAGUUGUUCAGUUUGUGGCAAAAGAUUCUAUUUUAAUUCCGACGUGGUGAGACACGAAAGAAUACACACGGGGGAAAAACCAUUUAACUGUACGGUUUGUGGUAAAAGUUUUUCUCAAAAGAACAAAUUGACUGGGCACAGCAAAGUACACGCGGGAGAGAAAAAUAAAAAAUACAAUCCUUAAUAGAGCAGACGUGGUCACACCGAAAAGAACACGCGAGGUUUAAAAAACAAUCGGCAGAGUUUUGUGGUAAAAUGAGAACUUUGUUUUAUCACAUGAGAAUACACACAGAGGGGGGAAAUAACUUUUAGUUGCUCAGUUUUUAGUGACAAAGUUUACCUCAUCGCAUAAUGAAGCACACUUGUUUAAAAAGAAAAACCCUUCAUUUGAUCUGUUUGCGGUUAAAGAUUCUCUCCGAAAUUGCUAGCUUCAGAAUCAGAAGAGUUUUUAUUGCCAUUGUUUGAGAUCGGGUUCACAAACUAGGAAUUUUACUUGGUGCAAUGGUGCAACAUAAAACACACAUAACACAGAAUAGGUAAUAAAAAGAGCUGUAACUGAGCUAUCAGAUCUUGUUA